This is a messenger RNA of Anopheles marshallii, 1704 nucleotides long. Its product is annotated as sodium channel protein Nach-like. Gene Ontology annotation, biological process: sodium ion transmembrane transport. Lineage: Eukaryota; Metazoa; Arthropoda; Insecta; Diptera; Culicidae. The coding region runs from base 1 to 1704 and encodes 567 amino acids. The transcript is spliced from 6 exons. Gene Ontology annotation, molecular function: ligand-gated sodium channel activity. Gene Ontology annotation, cellular component: membrane. The record is from RefSeq and is a predicted model, not a curated record.
AUGAUGAAAGCGAACGCACCGAAGCGUAGGAAAUUAUCCACCAUCUCCAGCAGGACGGUUGCCACCGUGCACGCACGAGACGAACUUCCCCAAACACGUGGCAACCUGCGGGAGCGGUAUCGCUUCAUGGAGGAACUGUUCCAGCUGUUCGGCAGCAUUACCGCCCACUGUUACCGGCAGCUCGCCCAAAAGGAUCGUACCGUCUGGGAGCGUUUGUUUUGGCUGCUAAUGCUUAUCCUGGAGGCGGCCACGCUCGUGGCGAUCAUCAUAUCUGCCUGGGGGAAAUUCACCGCCAAUCCACUGAUCACGACACUGCACGACACGAUCUACCCGAUCGAGCUGGUACCCUUUCCGGCGAUCUCGCUCUGCAACAACAACCGCAUCUCACGCACGGCCGCGCUCCGUUACGCCCGUCUGCUGGCGGAAAAGGACACGGCCGACCGUCGGAAUGUGAGCUACUAUCUCGACCAGAUCGUGCUGCUCGGCAAGCUGUACGACUUUGACUAUGAGAAUUUGCACCAGAUGACCAAGUUCCAGGAGUAUCUCGAUUUGCACGACGUAAGCAACGGCACCGGGAUGUACAAUGCGCUGGAAACGCUUGCCAAGUUAUCGCCCCGCUGCGAGGAUAUGCUGUUGCGUUGCUUUUGGAAAAGUAUCGAACUACCGUGCAUGCUGCGGAACGAUAUGAUCGAGGUGCGCCGCACACAGUACGGAUUUUGCUGCACGUUCAACUUUAUCGGACACAACGAAGAUAGCGAAAUUCAUCCGCCGUCGUACUUUUUGGACGUAACUGGACCGGAAAUGGGAUUGGUGCUUCUGCUGAAUGGAUCCUCUAAUGACUAUUUCUACAACUUGUUCAACAACAUUGGCUUCAACGUACGGGUCUUCCCUUUCCUUAGCAUUCUUCAAAUUUUCAACCCCAACGAGGUCCCGGACAGUACCGCCGGCGGGGUAAACGAGCAAUUCGUCCACCUCGGUACGGAAACGUUCAUACGAAUCGAUGCCAUCACCAUCAACAGUGAGCCGGAUGUGCUGCGCUACUCGAGACAGAAGCGCCAGUGCGUGUUUCGUAGCGAGCUGCUAAAGUACGGUGCCAACUAUGGCCGCAGUAACUGCGUGGCCGCCUGUCGGCUCCGUAGCGUGAUGGCACUGUGCGAGUGUGUGCCGUUCUACAUGCCGACGGCUGGAGCAUCGGCCAGCAGCAAAUCCAUAACGACCUGCAAUCUCCAGCAUAUCGCUUGUCUGAACAAGUACAAGAUCAAGUGGUCAACCGUGAUAACGGACAUCGUGCGGAUACCGGGCCUGGAGAAGGAGAUGGAGGAAUCGCUCUACUGUCCGGAAUGUUUGCCCUCGUGCUCGGCCAGCAAGUAUCAGAUCACCGCCUCGGAGCUGCCGCUGAUACGUUCCCGCCGCGAUGGGUUCAGCAUAACGGCCGGCAUCGACCGGGUGGAAGACGUCGCGGUGGUGCGGAUAUUCUUCGGCCAGCCGGAAACGUGGAUGUACAAGCAGGAUGUGGCCUACUACUGGUUCGAGAUAUUUAGCAACUUCGGUGGGAUGUUCGGCAUCAUGGCCGGCAUGUCACUGAUAACCCUAAUGGAGGUUGUUUACUUUGUCGGCCGGCAGCUGGUGCUGGUUUUUGCGACCCGCUCCUGGAGUGCCCGGCUCCGUGCCCGCAAACCGACGACACUGGAGCUGCUGCAAUGA